Messenger RNA from Rhizoctonia solani, 2709 nucleotides. RefSeq names its product activating signal cointegrator 1 complex subunit 3. The coding region runs from base 1 to 2709 and encodes 902 amino acids. The record is from RefSeq and is a predicted model, not a curated record. The transcript has 10 exons. Lineage: Eukaryota; Fungi; Basidiomycota; Agaricomycetes; Cantharellales; Ceratobasidiaceae.
AUGCUACCUCGAAGUCGGAGACAACAGGGCUCUUCUCAAAGCUAUAGCACCGGAAACACCGUGAUCUCAUUAACACAUGCCACGCCUACUUAUGAUAGCAGCAAUGGUACCCUUGCGGAAUCCGACCCAGACUUUAAUCCCAAGACUAUAUCCCACCAACGUCUAUCAUCUACACCUGUAGACGCGACUCGAGCCGGCUUUGAUGACUACGGUUCGGAAUUGGGCAAAGACGCGCGCGUCUGGUCAGCAUAUGUCAAAGAAGCCGAGCAGUGGGAUGAUGAAAUGGUAGAUGGCUGGAAUAGAUCCUUGGAUGUGAUGCUAGUUAAUUGGGUGGCUGUAACAGUGUUCGCCGCAUUGUUCUCGGCAGUAUCAACCACCUUCGUAGUGGAGAGUAUCAAGGAUCUCCAGCCGGACCCAGCGAUGAUUUCCGCAACAACACUUCAAGAGAUCUCCCAAGUUCUGAGGAUUAUUGUAUCGAAUAACCAGUCCAGCGCAUCUCUUUCUGACCUGCCUCCCGAGGAGAAAUUUAAACCUUCUGCUGCUGCUAUCUGGGUAAACGUAUUAUGGUUCUUAUCCUUGGCUUUAAGCGUUUCCGUUUCGUUGGUCACGAUGCUCGCCAAACAAUGGUGCUAUUCUUUCAUGUCUGGCAGAGCAGGCCAACCACAUGUGCAAGCUCGUACGAGGCAGAGGAGACUUGAAGAACUUGAAAGGUGGAAAAUGCCUGAAAUUCUGGCCAUUUUACCGGUAUUUAUGCACUUAUCACUGUUCUUAUUUUUUACCGGCUUGAUAUUAUACCUCUGGGACACUCAUGUUGGCGUGGCCAUCCCAGUUCUCGCAACCACUGCAUUCACGGGAACCUUUUACGCAACAACAACCAUGUUACCAAUAACCUACGAGCUAUGCCCAUAUGCCACCCCUCUCUCUCAGUUUAUCAAAACGUGCCCAAAUGCAUUGGAAUUCCUCAAGCAAACGUUUUCAACAAUACUGAGCCAAGCAUCCCACCUCAAAAUCCCCAUGCGAUUAUUGAAACUAUUCGACAGCUUUUCUUUGGCAGAACCCGAAGCCCCCACCAAAGCUCUCGGAUGGUUAAUGAGCAACUCCCAAGACACCCGUUCCGUUGAUAUCGCUCUACAAUCUAUCGCAGGUGCCGACCGCCGACUGCCCAAGCCGCUUUUGGAUUGCGGCGCUCACCGUCUCAUAUCUCAGCGGUUCAGAAAUUGUUUCCUUUCGCACCCGCAGUCUGGGUUUUCAUACUUGAGUAACCCGACUCUGCUUGACGCGGCUUCGCUUUACGGUCGCGCGUUGGAGUUUUUCAUGGCGGACCCCGGCUAUAUGUCUCGAGUUGAGGCCGUACUCCUCCAACCAGCCUUCAACACGACUACGCCCGCUCUCGCCCAAUAUUGCUGCAUUCGGACUUGUUGGGGCAAGCACAUGGUGGGAGGUGCGGCUUCAUACUGGCCAGCCCUCCCCGGGAGUUCUCCCAGAAGCACUUGCUUUCUACGGCGUCACGCGGAUGGCGAAUCGGUACUUCACCCUACAGCUCUUGUGGCUCUUAUCGACACCGUCGCCGAAGAAUCCCAGCAUUGGAUGCGCAAACUUCGUUCUCGAGAACGUGCACAAUAUCCGAUAUACCUUCUACGAUUAUUAGAUCAAAUGGAUCAGCUUUCGUUGUCGCAUGCUCGACCCGCCAUUGCUGUCUGUCUCACCUCGAUUGCAGUUGCAUUUGACGGGUUUGAUUCGGUCGAUGAAACCGUACCGAGCGUCGGCCCUCAAUCUCCCGGACACAGGCUUCUAAACUAUUACGCUUCGAGUAACAAUCGGAAUCGUGAUGUUGAGCCUCUUCUUGUUUAUGGCCUCUUGGGCUUACUUCGAGACCGGCGCAUACAUGAGUUUACCGAGGGAGAGUUGUUGGUAAUCGCCCAGCAAUUAGUCGCAGUAAACGAGCUUCGGCCUCCUCCAUCGACCCAGCACCUACCAUUCAUCUUGCCACCACUCAACUUGGGUACACUUGCCAUUGAAACGUUAUUACCGGCUUUGUCUCCCGAAGCUCAAGAUCUGGUCAACGCAAAGGAUGCCCGAGGUCGACUCUUCCAGGCGCUCUUGCCCUACUCCUAUAUGUGGGGUUCUCAUAGCGCAGAAAUCUAUUCCAUUGUGGCCGAAAGCAUCAGACUGCCUAAUUGUGACCAUCUCAAGCAAAUAUGGAAGCGAUGGCUGAGCUCCCAAUGGACGUCUUAUUAUGCGAGCGAGAUGCUACCUCUUUUGGAACGGCAUAGGACAUUUCCUCACGUUCUACAUCUCAUAGCUACCCCAGAAAGCUUAGAGUAUUCGGCGAUACCUUACGCAAUGGCCCACUUUUGGUCACUAGUAAACCAUAUCGUGGUGUGGAAUCGUCGCUGGGGUACUCAAUAUGGCCACGGUCCCUUUGGUAAAGUUCUGAGCUCUAUCGUUUCACAGUUGUGCGAAGCCAUCAAGACUGGAAAGGUUGAUUCGAUCAAAUCGUCCCAAGGAAUGACACUUUUAUCUUUGCUCAUGUACCAAGCAGAAGUUUGGCUUCCUCAGUUAGAGUGCUUAGCAAACCAGGUACCGGCGGACGUGCUGAAUAGCGGGAUUUUAACAUUGCUUUCGGAGAGCUACACUUCGAACCACCUUGCGCAGAGAGUUGAAAGUAUACUGAACAUUUGUAACUCGCAUACAGAAACAACUAUGUAA